Messenger RNA from Aspergillus aculeatus ATCC 16872, 1725 nucleotides. RefSeq names its product putative lysyl-tRNA synthetase. The transcript is spliced from 5 exons. Gene Ontology annotation, cellular component: mitochondrion; cytoplasm. Gene Ontology annotation, molecular function: tRNA binding; ATP binding; lysine-tRNA ligase activity. The record is from RefSeq and is a predicted model, not a curated record. Bases 1 to 1725 code for a protein of 574 amino acids. Gene Ontology annotation, biological process: mitochondrial lysyl-tRNA aminoacylation. Lineage: Eukaryota; Fungi; Ascomycota; Eurotiomycetes; Eurotiales; Aspergillaceae.
AUGCAAUCAAUCCGCCCGCAGUGGGCGUCACGACUGAGAGCCGGAAGGCUUCUGUCUAGCACAGGAGCACCCAUCUCAACCCGUACACAGAUUCUGCAGACCAAUGGCCAGUUUACUCGAGUAAAUCAGCGCCUCACUGCUGCCAAUGCGUCAAGGCAUAGCAGCAGCGCAGCCUCCCCGGAAAGAGUUUUCAAGGAGCGUCUGCAGGAGGUCCAAAAGACACUUUCCGAGGCAUAUCCUCGGCUUGAGAGCAAUGAAAACUCCAUGAGCACUGCGGAAUUUCGUGAUCGCUACUCCCACCUAGAUUAUAAUGAAGUAGAAGGAGACACGGUUGUUGUCCAUGUAGGUAGGAUACGUACCUCUAGACUGGCUGGCAACAAGUUGAUCUUCUUCGACAUGUCGCAAAAUGGCCAUAAAGUGCAAGUGAUGUGCAAUAUCCGUCAGUUGGAAGGGGUGACUCCCGAACACUUCAGAGAUUUUUCGCGGCUGCUUCGCCGGGGUGAUGCCUUCUCCGUAACCGGUAGGCCUCACCGUACCGGACGAGGCGAGCUCACCAUCUUGGCGACUCAAAUGCCUCAGCUCCUUUCGCCUUGUCUGCACGAUGUGCCGCUGGACGCCCAUAAGCACGAGACCUCCCCGUAUCCUCGUCAUGUUCAGUUCCUGGCAGAUCAGCGAACGGCAGACAUCAUCCGCGCCCGGUCGGCUAUCAUUCAAUAUGUCCGCCAGUUUUUUGUCGACCGAGACUUCAUGGAAGUCAACACCCCGAUUCUCGAGGCAGUAGCAGGGGGUGCAAUUGCACGCCCCUUUCAUACAUCUGCCACAGAGUUCACCGACCGGCAGCUGUCUCUGCGCAUUGCGCCGGAACUGUGGCUGAAACGGUUGGUUGUUGGAGGGUUUGAUCGAGUAUUUGAGAUUGGGCCCUCGUUCCGCAAUGAAGGACUGGACAAGACACACAACCCGGAGUUUACUACUUGUGAAUUCUAUCACGCCUAUGCCAACCUGGAAGAGCUGAUCUCCAUUACGGAGAAGCUUCUCUCGGGCUUGUCGACCCGUAUCGACGAGGUGAACGCCAAUAACACGUUCACCCCAACCGAGGCGAACUUUACUGCGCCAUUCCGUCGCAUCGACUUCAUCACCGGAAUUGAGGAGGCCAUCGGCCGCAAACUGCCUGAGCUUACUGCGCCAGACGCCCUAGCGCAGGUCAAAGAACUGUAUCGCGACCUCUCCCUCCCUGAACCCUCCGAUCCAACCCUCCCGCGUCUCCUGGACGAGCUCUGCAGCAAAUAUGUCGAGCCGCAGUGCAUCGACCCCACCUUCAUUAUCAAUCCGCCCGAAUGUCUGUCUCCGUUGUCCAAGUCUUUUAUCGACCCGACGACGGGCCAGCGCGUUGCCGCGCGCGCCGAGCUGUUCAUCGAGGGGCGGGAGGUGGUCAACACCUACGAGGAGGAGAACUCUCCCUUCGAGCAACGGCGCAAGUUCGAGGACCAGGUGCGAUUCAGCAAGGAGGCCAACGAGAGCGAGGAGAUCGACGAGAGCUACCUGGAGGCGCUGGAAUGGGGAUUGCCGUCAACCGGGGGCUGGGGGUGCGGGAUUGAUCGGCUGUGCAUGUUGUUCACGGGGGCCAAGAAGAUCAGCGACGUGCUUCCGUUUGGCAAUCUCCGGCAGGUCACUCGUCGGUCUGAGAAGACAGAGAAGGUUGACGAGGAGGAGUUGGAGAAGAUUUAG